UUUACAAUUACAAAUGAAGUUCUUGUUGCUUGGUGGCGAUUUAACAUUUUUAUUUUGUUGUUAUGUUGUUACAUUAUACAUAUUGUAUAAUAUUCUUCAUACUUUCUAUAUAAUUUAAACCGUAAUUUUUACAAUGGAUAUUGAUUCGAAUGGCUCAGAUUCGCUGCGACAACAGUUCCAACUACUUCAAGAGCAACAUAAAAAGAAACUAUUGUUACGUAAACAGAAAUUAUCUACCCAAACAGAGGUCACAGCCGACCAAAAACCGGAAUAUAUGAAUAGCGUAAAUGGUCACGGUUCGACAAUUAUUGAAGAUGUAGAUAAUCUAGAACUUCAGUUGAACAGUAAUCUGAGUGAAGACUUUUCAAGGACAUCUGAGUAUGAUAAUAAAAUACGGGAAUUAAAAGAUGAAAAUGGGAGAUUGUAUAAGUUGUUAGCUGAGCGUGAUGAGGAGAUGAGAAUACUACGUAAACAAAUUAAUUCAGAAAGACAGGCAAUUGCUGGCAGUGGUCCUGGAUCUGAUACUGCUGCCAAUCGUAUUAUGGAAUUAUCGAGAAAGAACAGGGAAUUAGCAUCGGAAAUUGAAAAAGAAAAGAGAAAAGCAAAACAACUUUCCAAAAAAAUUACUGACAUGGAAAGUCAAAAUUCUUCUAUGGCAGCACAAGUAACCAAGCAUGACACACAGAGAAGCAAGGAUGUUACUGACGAGGGAAAAAAUAACUCUCAAGUGCUUGAAGAGAAAUUAAAACAAGCCCUGGCAAAAGUAGCUGAAUAUCGUAACCAGUGUGAGAUUUUAAAGAAGGAAGCAAGGAUUGCCCAAAAGGUUAUAGCAAAAGAAUGUGGUGAAGGAAUGAAUGUGACAGCUGUACUAAAUGAGCCAAGUGGCUGGCGUGGCAGACAACAGCAAAUAACUACCUUGCAAAAUAAGGUGAAUGAACUGAAGGCCCAGCUAAAUGAUGUGAUGCAUUCAAAACAAGCCCUAUCAACGAAUGGUUUACCAAAUCAAAAUUAUAAUGUGCAACGAGUUAUGACGCCAUCAUUUCAUGACGAAAAACAUAAACAGAUGCUGAAAAAGAUGGAGAAAAGCAAGAAAGAAGAAUACGAGAAAACCAGCGGUGAACUACACCUGCUGAAUGAAGAACAUCAAAAACUGCAAACAAAAUUCGACGCUGCAAAAACACGCAAUAAAAUAUUGACCGGAGAACUGAAGAGUUUGAAAGAAAAAACUAAAAUGUUAGCAGAGAAAGGGGCGCACGACGAUGAACUGAUUUCUGCUUUAAUGAGAGAACAAGAGAGACUGAAGAAAACAGUAGAAAAGAAAAAUUCUCAGAUCGCUGAGCGCAGUCAAUCUAGACACGAGAAAGUACAACAAGAUACUGAACUUGUGGCAACCCUGACUCAACUGUGUAAAGAAAGAGAGGAAAAGGUUGCUCAACUUGAACGCGAACUUAAUUCCUUGGCAAUGAACCUUGCCGAAGCGCCAGCGAGGAGGAACAUUGGAUCAGCGGACAAAGCUACCAUCACAGAUGAGGUACCUGUUGAGAGAAUAUCAAGUUCUUUUAAUGACCAUCAACAAAAUACGAGUGAAACGAUGGUAUCUAAACCAAAAGAGGUGGAUGGACAAUCGCGAGGAAGACGUAUUGUACGAUCCACUAGUAAGAAUACCAAUACUCUGCCACCAACCCCGCCAAAGUCUGGUAGCGGAAAAAGAAGAUCAAGUGGCCUGAGAAGUGAUAGUCGAUGCAACAGCGUUAAUACACAGUUUGAUGAAUAUCAAACACUUUACGAAACCACAAAGAUUGAACGUGACAAAUUAGCUGAACUUGUUGCAGUUUUUCAAAACAGGGAAAAAGAGGUCUAUGACUCUACGUGUAAAAUGUCUAGUGAUGUAAAAAGUUUGCAGAGACAAAAUGUGGAACUUGAGAAAAAGCUAGCUCGACUUCACGCACAGCGUUCGGCUCAAGAUAAGAAUGGUAAGAAACAUCAUCGUUCAAGGACUGGUACUAGUGAUGAAAGACCAACUGAACCAUACUACGUUGAAGAACUUGAAACUCAGUAAGUUCAAAGAUGGUUUUCUUAUGAAACAUAGAAUUUCUCCAAGGAAACCAAUAGCUAACAAAAAUAUUUCUUUUGCGUUUUUCUA
Messenger RNA from Dendronephthya gigantea, 2143 nucleotides. RefSeq names its product coiled-coil domain-containing protein 13-like. NCBI's taxonomy places the organism in Eukaryota, Metazoa, Cnidaria, Anthozoa, Malacalcyonacea, Nephtheidae. Gene Ontology annotation, biological process: non-motile cilium assembly; cytoplasmic microtubule organization. Gene Ontology annotation, cellular component: centriolar satellite. The transcript is spliced from 12 exons. The coding region runs from base 134 to 2059 and encodes 641 amino acids. The record is from RefSeq and is a predicted model, not a curated record.